Messenger RNA from Arabidopsis thaliana (thale cress), 2157 nucleotides. Its product is annotated as cytochrome C oxidase biogenesis Cmc1-like protein. Bases 79 to 435 code for a protein of 118 amino acids. The record is from RefSeq and is marked reviewed. The transcript is spliced from 2 exons. NCBI's taxonomy places the organism in Eukaryota, Viridiplantae, Streptophyta, Magnoliopsida, Brassicales, Brassicaceae.
UUUAAUUAUUUUGUUUUUAUAUAAUGAUAUAAUGUGUGUUAAAAAAGUGGGUUUGACUCUAUUAACAAAGAGAUAAAUAUGGGCUUACAAAACAAAAGCCCAAACCCAACUAGUGAGUUACAUCGUGAGAUGAGACGGAUUCACACCGGAAAAAUCAGAGAGAUUCCGAUGAAAUCUUGCGAUCGGUUGGAGGAAGCGUUGUUGCAGUGCCACCGUCGGAUGCCGGAAGGACCGGCAAGGAGAUCCGGUUGCAGACAUUUGAACAAGGCGUUUGCGGAGUGCGUGGUGGCGGAGGCUUGUCCGGAGGAAUCAGAGGCGGUGAGGUCUCUUUGCUCUAGCGGCGGAACAAGCCUUAAGCGUAAACAGUGCGAAUACGCUCAGCUUUCACUUUCUCUCUGUCUCUCUCGCCAUCAGCGAGAGUUUGAGCAGCGUUAGAUACGGUGGUUUUGUUGUUGUUGUCGGCGAAAGGUUAUUUUGGAUCUUGUGAGCUACGUAAUUGGUAAAAUUAGGGUUUUAAAAUUCUGAUUCUUUUUUCUGCAUCUGUUGGAGAUAGUAAGGAUGGAUAUUUCUGGGAAUUUGAAUAUGUUCAUCAUCAAAUGGCAGAAGAAUGAUUUAAGGAAGGUUGUGAAUUUUUGUUGAAUCUGUAGUAAUCCUUUAUAUGGUUUUGGUAUAAUGAAUUGUGUAAUCAAGAAUCCGUUAUUCAGAUUUCUAUAAGCUGCUCUGAACUGAAGCAGGAGCCAUUGUGGUGGAAUCAUUUCCUUUUGUUAGCUACUUUCAAGUUUUGGCAGCUGUUGUUGGAUUCAGAAAUAAGGCUGUUUCUGUUUUUGUGUAAGAUGUUAGAUUCAAUGAGGUUUCGAGUGUGAUCAAUCAACAGCCUCAGGUCUAUUGGUUACUACCAGAAGUUUUGGUUGUUUGUCUCAGCUUCAGCAUCUUGACUUGACGUUCAAUCAUCUGACUGGAACUUCAUCUCGGUUCUUGUUCUCUUUGCCAAACAUUAGUUACUUAGACUUUGCAUCUAACAAGCUCAGUGGGAAGCUACAGCAUAAUCUGACCUGUGGAGGCAAACUUGGAUUUGUCGAAUAACAGAUUAAUUGGGACCCCUCCCCGUUUCUUUUCCAUUAUUGGCAGUCAUGAUCAGCAUCAAGAAUUCGUAAUCGAAGAGGCUGAAACUGAGGGAAAACAGUUCCAAGGAAGAAAGAUUGGGAUUUUGGUUGCUGUCCUUGGUGGAGAUGUAUUUGUUCUUGUGUGUAUAAACCGCUGCUCUUGCUGUUGUUCAAGAGAAAGGUCAGUGCCUCAAACUCGGCUUAAGGUUGUGACAGAGAUAACUCACACACCAGUCUCUCCUCCGAAGUUCUUGCUAGUGCAAGGUUAAUCUCUCAAGCAGCAAAGCUAGGUGCACAAGGUGUGCCCUCAUUCCGGUCAUUUUCUUUUGAAGAGUUAAAGGAAGCCACAGACGAUUUCGAUUCAUCACGUUUCUUAGCUUUGGAAUUAUGCAGGAAAAUGGCUAAAACAGAGGGCGAUGUGUACAACUUUGGAUUCAUACUUCUGGAAUCUCUGAUAGGACCAGUACCUACUACAAAAAGGAGAGGCCUAUCUUCUCAACGAAAUGGUAUCAUAUAGGGUAAAGAAAAGAAGCAAAUCUUCAUCAUUGUUAAUAGCUGUUGCUGCAAUGUUGUAUUUGCAGACGUCAUUUGGGAGCCAAGACUGUCGACAGAAAAUAGGAAGUCCAACGGUCCUAACAACAAGCUCGCAGGAGUCUUUACCCAAUUGCCAUCUCAAUCGCCAAUAAAUGUGUUUUGCUUGAACCUUCUGCAAGACUUCCUUUAAAGAUGUUCUCUGGAACUUACCAUAUGCAGCUCAAAUGCAGUCUGCCGCAGACGCUGAACGCAAAUCUGAUAAGUCGUCGUGAAUCCAAAGGCUAACCUGAUGAUUGAUAGUUGUUUUCGGAUUUAUAAAUGUUAUGUUUUAUAAGUUUGGUUUUUCAGUAGAAAAAUGUAAUACUCUAGCGGCUAAAAAACAUAGUUUCUUGUCUCUCUUGAAACUUUAUUCGUUUAACAAAUAUUGAUUGAAGAAGAUGUUGAGUUUUGUAGUUGGCGAGAACUUCUCAAUCUUCAAGAACAAGGUACUGAGGCAGGAGACUUGUCAAAUGUUCUUGGA